AGUGUUAUCAGUUUAUCACAGCUAGAUGCAUGUGUCCUACCUACGUAAAUUAUGAUCGUCAACAUUUUCGUCGUAAUAUAUUCGUAUUCUGUCUGUAGUAGUCUGUACAUCGAUUUAUAUAUCGUGUAGUAAAGAAGUCGGUGAGUCUGUUAGUGUAUCGUCGAUUCGGAAUAAGUUUUCGUUAAUUGUAACACUCGGAUAAAUAUUCAUUUAGAAUAAAUAAAUUUGAAUAAAAUCACAACACUGCGAUUCAAACUCGAUAUUUGAGCUGAGAACGUGCUUAAUUUAUAGAUGACUGUGAAAAUAAAAACUUUAUAAAUGCCUUCAGUUUCUUCACUGAUAUUUUAUGUUGCUGUGGUGCUGUUCGCGGUUUAUCUCAAUGACCGUAACGGUGCCAAUAUCAAAUUACUCGAAUCUUAUGAACAUAAUAUAAAUAUAACAUUCGGCCCACUGAAUCUUGGAAACGAUUCGUCUUGUAAUGCACUUGAUUUUCAACUGAAUUACAAAAAACAUGUGGAUCUUGGUAUAUUUUUUUCCAAUCACGCUAGUUACAUGUCUAUGGUAAGUUUGUUCAAGCUCUGGACAAGCCAACGAAAUGAUAAAAUAUUCUUUGGCACUCUAAAACUCAAUGACAAAACUGUGAGUGCGGUAGCAAAAGGGCCUGGACGUAAUUGUUUUGAAAUGUUCGAGCAAACGGUCAACAUCGCUACAGAUAUAAACACAAUUGUAACUUAUGGCCAAUGGACCUUGUUACCACUAAGUGAUGAUAUUCGCAGCCUUGAAAUAUGUUCAAAAGACAUAAAAUCGAUUCAAAAUGCAUUACUUUACAGUUUCUUCAACUCUGUUAUUAGUGACGAUAGUGAUAAUAAAGCUCAUUCGUUGAUAGAAGCAUGGAUCGCUGCACAUGUGAGUGUUGAGCUUUUAGUUCUAAAGGUAUUACAUGGAUAUCGUUAUGUACCAAAUAUUUAUGCUACAUGUGGUCGAGUUUAUUUUGUUGAGGAUUGUGGUCAUACCUUAGAAUAUCACAUGAGUAAGAUGAAUUUGACUAAUAGACUAUUAGUGGCCAAAGAGUUGCUAACGUUAGCAUUGGAGCUUGCGGAUGGUACAGCUCAUCAAAGUUAUUCAUUUUACCUCACCGAUUUAACAGCCGAAAAUAUAGCUGUAAAACUGAAUGAAACUUCAGGGUUAUUACAGACAUUGAAAGUUAUUGACUGGAGUGAUGUUAUAAUUGUGGUCAAUAACCAUAGUUUGAAGAAAACUGAUAAUGAUAAUAUACAUGUAAGUAAACAUAUUGACUGUGGGCCUGGAUGUUUAUCUUAUUCAAAAGAAGAAAUUUGUCAGUCGAGGGUUAGUGAUCACAAUAUAUAUGCUGUUUGCAAAGAAUUCUUAAGCAACGAUGGUAGACUGUUACACGAAAUAACAGGCUCAGAUAAAACAAUGAAGUCACCAGAAAAGGAAGUCAAAAACCUUGCAUCUUUAUUGAAUAAUUGUUUGUGGAACUUUGAUGUUGAAAAGCAAUCUGAAAUAAAUAGAUUAGAUACCGCUAAAUUGAUAAUAAAAUCAAUUCAACUCAUUUAUAAUUUUGAAACAUCUAAUAUUACUAAUAAUGUUUUGUAAAUAAAAAAUACAUUUUGUGCAAUGAUAUUACACCAUUCAAAAGUGGAUAAAUUACAGAGACUGAGUGUUGAGGCCCGCACAUACUGCAACACUAGUCGUAGCAAUAAAAUGCAGUGGGACACAAUUUACUACAAAUUCACCACUGCUGCAUUGAGUGUUGGCCU
This is a messenger RNA of Acyrthosiphon pisum (pea aphid), 1781 nucleotides long. RefSeq lists its product as uncharacterized. The record is from RefSeq and is a predicted model, not a curated record. The transcript is spliced from 5 exons. Bases 319 to 1617 code for a protein of 432 amino acids. NCBI's taxonomy places the organism in Eukaryota, Metazoa, Arthropoda, Insecta, Hemiptera, Aphididae.